Molecule: messenger RNA, 3876 nt
Organism: Labrus mixtus (cuckoo wrasse)
Lineage: Eukaryota; Metazoa; Chordata; Actinopteri; Labriformes; Labridae
Product: myogenesis-regulating glycosidase-like
Exons: 6
Coding region: 293-2383 (696 amino acids)
Biological process (GO): carbohydrate metabolic process; skeletal muscle fiber development
Molecular function (GO): hydrolase activity, hydrolyzing O-glycosyl compounds
Source: RefSeq, a predicted model, not a curated record
GCGGGAUCACGGAAGUUUAAACCCUUUCUGCAGCUGCGCAGAGGAGUACUGCGCUCUCAGCUGUACACAGUGACCCCCUCAGAGAGUAGAUGCGGAGGUCGGGACAGUUCAGCCCCCUUUCAGAAAUUGAAACCUUGCUAAAGAUUAGCAGGUAGACAUCCGGCUUUCUUUGACCUCUAAAACAGAGUGUCUGAAGAAUAUUUAUUCUGGACAUUUUCAUCAACACUGACUUUGGCAACCGCAAGUUCCCUACAGCUGUGCCCGGCGCACCUCACCGUCUAAAGUCUUCAGCAUGUAUCAGAUUGUCCCGGUGGCUCCUGGGGAGCAGCAGUUUUCUGGGGAAGCUGGGGGUUCUCCCUUGAAGAAGAAACUGGCAAACGAAGGCCGCCCUCUGGUGAUAGCAGGCAUGCUGGGCUGUGUGUUAGUGCUGGCUGCUGUGGUUGCUUGGUGCUACUACUCAGCUUCCCUCCGUAAGGCACAUCUGUUAAAAACUGAACUGCUGGACCUCAACAAGGACGGGUUUAUCGUUCGUAACCAAGCAGGGGCUGUCCUCUUCAGUAUGGCCUUCAGAUCUGGCACUCUGGAUCUGGACUCCUGCUCAAAGGAGGAAAAUAUGCUGAGCUGCACUCAGUCAGAUUCUGGCAAAAUCAACUUCUUCAUCCAGACGGUUCGACUAAAGGACACAGUGAUGUGUUACCGUGUUCGCUGGGAGGAGCUGCAAAACAAGCACUCUGUGGAGCACGCCAUGGCCUAUAAUGACUCUCAUUGGUAUGGAGGGGCGGAGACAGCCACACAAUACUGGCCUAUCAGGAUCCAGGGUGAAGAGGAACCACAGCCCUUCAUCACCAGCGAUGUCUACUCGAAUCGGAAGGCAUUUGGGGGAAUCCUGGAGCGCUAUUGGCUGUCUUCUAAUGCUACUGCCAUCAAGAUUAACGACACUGUACCGUUUCACUUGGGCUGGUCAGAGAAGGACAGGACUCUCAGGUUCCAGGCCAGAUACCAGGACUCUCCCUUCAGACCACCAGAGGGUCAGCCGGCCUUUCCUGAGCUCAGCUAUAGAGUGUGUAUAGGGUCCGAUGUGACCUCUAUUCACAAAUACAUGGUGCGUCGGUAUUUCCCAAAGCCCAUCAAGGUCCCGUCUCCUGAAGUGUUCAAACAACCUCUUUGGUCCACGUGGGCUCUCCACAAGACAGCUGUGACUCAAGAGAAACUGCUGCGCUUCGCUUCUGACAUCACCAAGCAUGGCUUCACAUGUUCUCAUCUGGAGCUGGACGAUCGCUACACUGCCGACUACGGAGAGUUUGACUUUGACCCGCAGAAGUUCCCUAAUGCCAGCGGUAUGUUUGAAAAGCUCAGAGAGGACGGCUUUCAAGUGUCGCUCUGGACACAUCCAUUUAUAAACUAUGACUCCAUUAAUUUUGGCGUUGCUGUGGAGAAAGGACUGUUUGUGAGGGAGCCGAGCGGCGAGCUGCCCGCGCUGGUUCGCUGGUGGAAUGGCAUUGGAGGCAUCUUGGAUUUUACCAACCCAGAAGCCCGUGAGUGGUAUUCCUCACAUCUUGAGAUGCUCAAAAGUCACUAUGGUGUGACGUCCUUCAAGUUUGAUGCGGGAGAGACCAGCUACCUCCCUCGCCAGUUCAGCACCCUGGUACCACUGACCGACCCCUCCACCUUCACCCGCCGCUACACAGAGAUGGCCAUCCCAUUCAGUGAGCGAGCAGAGCUGAGGGUGGGUUACCAGAGUCAGGACAUCUCCUGCUUCAGCCGGAUCAUUGAUCGGGACUCUGUGUGGGGAUAUGAGCUCGGCCUUAAGUCUAUCAUCCCCACUGUUCUGACUAUCAGCAUUCUAGGCUACCAGUUUGUCCUACCUGAUAUGAUUGGAGGGAAUGCAUACCUGAACCGCACCACAGGUGUUUUGGAUGGCAAAAACGGUCUGCCAGACAGAGAGCUGUACAUACGAUGGUUGGAGCUGUCUGCUUUCAUGCCUGCCAUGCAGUUUUCUAUACCACCGUGGGCCUAUGACAAGGAGGUGAUAGAGAUUGCACAGAAGUUCACAGAGCUCCAUGAGACUCUGGUGGCCCCAAGGGUGCUGGAACUGGCGGGUGAGGUUCUUAACACAGGAGACCCAAUCAUAAGGCCCCUCUGGUGGAUCGCCAAUGAAGACGAGGCAGCCUACAAGAUUGACUCCCAGUUCCUGAUUGGAAACGACCUGAUGGUGGCUCCGGUGUUAGAGCCAGGGAAACAGGAGAGGGAUAUCUACCUUCCUGCAGGGCGAUGGAAAAGCUACAAGGGGGAACAUUAUGAUAAAGGUCCCAUGUACCUCGAUGACUACCCUGUGGACCUGGAUGAGAUAGCUUACUUUACGUGGGUUCAGCAAGACAAUUGAUAAUUAGAGGUACUUGGAAAUUUACAUACCCACACCCAUAUUGUACCCACAUGCACAUUUUUAUGAGCACACAUGCCAAGAAAGAGAGAGAAAUGUUUGCCUUUUUCUUUUCAAGGGAAAUGAACACUAGGGAUCUGCUGCCUCAGCAGAAUGUGAUUUUGAACAUUAACCUCAUGUCUUCUCUGACCUGCUGACCUUGAUGUGAACUUGUGCCUGCUGAUUUUUAACUGUCCGUCCAAAGUAUCAGAAGGAAAACCUGUUUUCCCGUCUGAUUCUCUUGUUCCAUCCUCACCAAGAUCCUCAUCCUCAUGUGCCUUCCACAGCCAAUAGUAAACCGAUCUGAUUGUAUCAUCCCCACAGUCUUCCACUGGGUAGACAUGUCGGUAACACAUUUUCUUCCCACAGCUAGAAAAACAUUGGUUUUAGGGUGAAUGUUAUUUUAUUCUGUUUUCUGUUCAUUUUAUUGCAGGGUAGUUAAAUAAGCUGUGUAACUAGGCAACUGAUAUGUAUCUUAAUUGUUCCUUGAAGGGGUUGAGCAAUGAAUCAGCAAUAAAUAUGCACUCAGAGAGCAUGCCUUACCUUAUGUAACCAUGGCAACUGUUGUGUUGUGGAAAUCUUUAAGUUCCCUUCUAACUAUGUUUAAGUUAAAGUGCAUUUGAAUUGCUUUGCACAGAUAAUAACUUACAAGUCAUUUGUUUGUAAUUGCUGUUUCUAUUUAUUAACUUUUUUGUUUUGUUUUGAUAUGUGGGUAAUAUUCUAGUGAAUGUACAGGUAAUUCAUGUAAUGCUGUUUUAAAAAAAAAAAAGAAAUGAUGGCUGCAUUUCAUGCUCAUCAGGCUUUUAUUUUUUUCUAUUCCUCAAUUUGUUGUGCCAAAAUCGAUCUACUGCAGUAUGCUUUUAAACAUCUGCACAAGUUAAAUUCACAGCUCAGGUAGAGGUAAAAUGCUACAUUUGUUAUGCUGGAUAUUUGUUGAUCCAUGUCAAGAUAUAUAAUUAUUAUUCUUACGCUGCUGGUUUGCCUUGUAAAACAGGUACUGUUCUUUAAAAAAAAAAAAAAAAAACAUGUUUCAAAGUGCCAUCCAUUCCUGCCUUGUGACUUUAUUUGCCUUAUCAGCUGAACUAGCGCAGAGAACCCGAAUAGUAACACAUUCCUCUGCACACAGUGAUAUAUACUCACACAGUGAUAUGCCUGAUGCUUUGCACCUUUUCAAUGAAAGUACUACUGUUUAGAAGUUCACGAGUGGUUUUAUUCUCAGAUGUGACAUCUGCCAAUAUAUGUCUGUAAACUCUUGCACAGUGAUUGCUGGCAUUAGAGUAAAGCACAUUACAAGUUGUCCAAAUGCUUUGCCUACCUAUAAUCCUACUGUAUACAGUAGAAUCAGACAUUGUUUGAAAUGCAUCAUUUAAAACACACAAAGUUGAUAUGGCAUUACAGCAUCUGUAACAUUGUUCUGAUGUUUUUGUUUGAUGAAACAAUGAAAUAAUCUUGCUGUA